AACAGAUACCGGCGCCGGGUCUUGUGGAAAGACUCUGUUCUCGGUGUUGCAACGUGUAUUUUUCCAACAACCACAGACUUGAUUCACUUUGUGCGCUAUGGGUCGACGCAAGUCCAAAAGAAAACCUCCUCCUAAGAAGAAGAUGACGGGAGAUUUGGACUCUCAGUUCACCUGUCCUUUCUGCAACCACGAGAAGUCCUGUGACGUCAAAAUGGAGAGGACCAGGAAUACUGGGAUAAUAUCAUGCACUGUCUGUCUGGAGGAGUUCCAGACCCCUAUUACCUAUCUGUCCGAGCCGGUUGACGUGUACAGUGACUGGAUAGAUGCCUGUGAAGCCGCCAAUCAGUAGCCCUAGUUGAGCCUAAUGUCCUUCCGGAGCAGGGGGAGGAUGAUGGGGAGGAUGAUGAUGUGGCUGGUGAACGCGGGCCCAUUAGGAUCAAGCUGGUCAGGGGACAUUUCAGAAACCUGAAUUAUUCAGUUUUCCCAUAUGGUCACUUGAGUUUUACAGCUGUGUGAACAGCAGUUCUACUGAUGAGGUCUUCAGCCUCAGAGCUGCUCUCAAGUGUUCCCGAUCUCUUCUGAUUUCUCCCCUUUCUGUGUAAGCAACAACCCUAGUUUUCAUUCUUCAUUAUCUGAUUUGUUACAUAAUUUGUGAUUUGCAGCGAUGGCUGAUUUUAGUCCUUGCACAUUGAGCGAGGCUUUCUAUGUUGUUUCGUUUUAUUUGAUGGGUCUCAGAGAUGUUUUAGAUGCAGGGUAAACGAGCCUCAAAUGAGUAGUGGUUAAAUUUAAACAGAAAUGUGUUCCUUGAUUUUUAUUCUUUGCAACGUUGAGAUAUUGUAAGCUGCUUGAAAAUCUCUAUUCUCUAAGAGGCCUCUAGUUGCAAAAAAACAAACAAACUGGGAUCCCAUCUUGGCAUUUUAAUAUGAAAUCCAUUUGAAAGUGAGAAGUGUUUCUGUUGGAUUGUGCGAGUGAGACGUGAAAGUGUUGAUCUAUACAGAAAAAGUUAAAAAUCAGAAUUUCCUUUAAAAAUGAUUCCAAACUCAUUCCCUAUCAAACACUCUGAAACUAGCUGCAGGACCUGGUGGGAGAGGAACAUUUUCAGGGAAGGCUACACCAUCAGACUUUACAAAGUGUAGUGUAAUAGUGAACUUCUCCCCUGUUGAGGCAGGAUGUUACAGUUUGUGUUGACAGUAGUAAUUACCCACAGCUCUCGGCGUCCUCCUUACAGACAGACAUGUCACAUCAGGUCAUGCCGCUGAUGACAGGGAUGAAAAUGUACAAGGUUUAUGCUUAGCUGCUAAGUUUUGAAUUGCUCUCUAAUCAUUCAUUUUGUUUCAGUUGAUUGUCUUAAGCUUACAAUUUCUCAAAAUAAACAUUUUGAAAAGACAAAAAAGAAGUUUUUUAUUAAAGAUGUGUGUACAGACUGUGUGAUCUUAUCCUUAAAUCAAGCAUUAGUAAUGGAAAUGUCUUUACUAUGCAAGAGCCAUCAGUGUUGAAAAGCUUUAAAUGAAGCUGUAUGUUUUUUAACCCUCUGAAUUUGAAACGUGUGAACUUGGAAAUAAACAAGCAAUAAGACUUGACAACAGAAA
Molecule: messenger RNA, 1589 nt
Organism: Labrus mixtus (cuckoo wrasse)
Lineage: Eukaryota; Metazoa; Chordata; Actinopteri; Labriformes; Labridae
Product: transcription elongation factor 1 homolog
Exons: 4
Coding region: 98-349 (83 amino acids)
Biological process (GO): transcription elongation by RNA polymerase II
Cellular component (GO): transcription elongation factor complex
Molecular function (GO): RNA polymerase II complex binding
Source: RefSeq, a predicted model, not a curated record